UUUCGUUGGUGGCGUUUGUUAGAUCGUUAAGAUGUCUGGACGCGGAAAGCAAGGUGGCAAAGCCCGGGCUAAGGCCAAGACACGCUCUUCGCGGGCUGGACUUCAGUUUCCUGUGGGACGAGUGCACCGUUUGCUUCGCAAAGGGAACUAUGCCGAGCGUGUAGGGGCGGGCGCGCCGGUGUAUCUGGCGGCGGUGCUGGAGUACUUGACGGCCGAGAUCCUGGAGCUGGCGGGCAACGCGGCCCGAGACAACAAGAAGACCCGUAUCAUCCCACGCCACCUGCAGCUGGCCAUCCGCAACGAUGAGGAGCUCAACAAGCUGCUGGGCAAAGUCACCAUCGCUCAGGGCGGCGUCCUGCCCAACAUCCAGGCGGUGCUGCUCCCUAAGAAAACCGAGAGCCACCAUAAGGCCAAGGGCAAGUAAACUGGAAUAGUCAAGUUCUUGUUCCUUGAGCAUUCAACCUUAGCCAAAGGCUCUUUUCAGAGCCACCCACGCAUUCAUUAAAAGGGCUUACAUUUUUUUUUUUUAAUCCGAA
This is a messenger RNA of Dama dama (fallow deer), 536 nucleotides long. RefSeq names its product histone H2A type 1. Bases 32 to 424 code for a protein of 130 amino acids. NCBI's taxonomy places the organism in Eukaryota, Metazoa, Chordata, Mammalia, Artiodactyla, Cervidae. Gene Ontology annotation, molecular function: protein heterodimerization activity; DNA binding; structural constituent of chromatin. The transcript has a single exon. Gene Ontology annotation, cellular component: nucleosome. The record is from RefSeq and is a predicted model, not a curated record.